AUGGCUAUCCUGACCCUCGAGCCUCUUGACCCGCUGAGUCUUGUAAUUGCGCCGCCUAAGAAUGAAUCUCCCGCCGAUCGUUGGGCGCGAGAGCAGAGAGAGGCACAGGCACGCCUAAUCAGCGAACAGAUCGACGCCCAGAUUAAGGCAGAAAAGCAAGCCUCAAGAAAAAGACUCAAACCGGUCAAGAUCCUGUUACUUGGCCAGAGUGAGAGUGGCAAGUCCACCACUGUUAAAAAUUUCCAGCUUGCCUAUGCAUACUCUUCAUUUCUGGAAGAGCGUUCUGCAUGGAAAGCCGUGAUACACCUUAACCUGAUCCGUUCUGUCAAUGCUAUCCUAGAUGUUCUCUCGAAGGAGAUGCCUCGCACUACCUCGCAACCACAAUCACCGCUCAAUACCCCUCGGAAUCGCUCUCUCUCUCGACCAUCGACAGUCCGCGUCAGAUCCAGCCUGUCAAUCACACAACCUUCCAGCACUCCCCCAUCUGCUAUCCACGUCCGGCCGAGCACAAGUGCCGGAAGCCGAACUAGCCAGCCCUCAGAGGCAACGCUCGUAGAGCCUAACAAUGAUCCUGAUGCAGAUGACGACCCAGAAGACGAUGACGAUGACGAAAUAGACUCGAGCGCACCUCCGCUCACCGACCGGCAUCGCAUGCUCCAGCUGCGUCUCGCGCCCCUGCGGCAGAUACAACGUGAUCUUGAGCGCAGCCUCGGUGCAGCAAGCACGGAGGCUCCCGAGUUCGCAGGCGAAGCGGCACCUUGGACUCGCCUGGACGAUGUUUUAGGCACGCGGGGUACAAGGGAGUUCUCCAUCACGAGCCGGAGCGGGUGGAAGAAAGCGCUGAAGCGGGUCAAGGCGGGGUACAGCUCGGGGCGCAGGACGUCGCUGGGCUCCCGGGAUGAGGCCCGUGUGGGAACUGGAUCAGCAGAGGAUGCUGCUCUUAGAAAACAGCCUCUCGAUAAACGGAGAAGCCGACCGCAGUCGCCGUUUGUGUUCGAUGUCAGUAUGGAUGACGAGUAUGAUGAUGAGGGGGAAUGCGAGCCACAGGCGCAGAGCGCAGCCGAGGUCAUAGCCUCGUGUGCAGAGGACGUGGCGGCGCUGUGGUCAGAUGCAGGAGUACAGGCGGUGCUGUCCCGCCGUAAGGCCAAAGCGCGGCUUGAGGAGGGACCAGGCUUUUUCCUGAACGACGUCGCCCGAAUCGCAGCACGAGGCUAUGAGCCGUCAGACGAGGACGUUGUGCGUGCGCGCCUGCGCACGAUGGGCGUGCAAGAGUACCGGUUUAGAUUCGAACGGGGACCAGACGCCGGGCGGGACUGGCUAUUGUAUGAUGUCGGCGGCGCUCGAUCCCUCCGACACGCCUGGCUACCGUACUUCGACGACAUCAACGCGCUGAUCUUCCUCGCGCCCAUCAGCUGCUUUGACGAGCGGCUUGCGGAGGAUCGCCGCGUGAACCGUUUGCAGGAUAGCAUUCUCCUUUGGAAGGCUGUAUGUGGCUCGAAGCUACUGCAGAACGUGCAGCUCAUCCUUUUCCUGAACAAAUGCGACCUUUUGCACAAGAAACUCUCGCGCGGUGUUCACGUGGCGAAAUUUGUCCCAAGCUACGGAGAUAAGCCGAACGACGUCCGCGAAGUGGCAAAGUAUUUCCGUCACCAAUUCAAGGACAUUUUCACCAGAUAUUCUCCCGAGAAACGGCCGUUCUAUGCCUAUAUGACAUCUGUCACUGAUACAAAAGCUACAGCCGUUACCGUCGCCACAGUGCGGGACGGUAUACAUCGCAACAGCAUGAAGGGCGCAGACAUGCUUUAA
Molecule: messenger RNA, 1806 nt
Organism: Postia placenta MAD-698-R-SB12
Lineage: Eukaryota; Fungi; Basidiomycota; Agaricomycetes; Polyporales; Adustoporiaceae
Exons: 10
Coding region: 1-1806 (601 amino acids)
Biological process (GO): adenylate cyclase-modulating G protein-coupled receptor signaling pathway
Cellular component (GO): heterotrimeric G-protein complex
Molecular function (GO): G protein-coupled receptor binding; GTPase activity; guanyl nucleotide binding
Source: RefSeq, a predicted model, not a curated record